Molecule: messenger RNA, 1727 nt
Organism: Punica granatum (pomegranate)
Lineage: Eukaryota; Viridiplantae; Streptophyta; Magnoliopsida; Myrtales; Lythraceae
Source: RefSeq, a predicted model, not a curated record
AAAAAGUUAGAAAUGAUCGUUGAAUCUGUCUGCGGACGGAGCAGUGAACCCCUCGGACGCUGCUCUCUUGGGUCGUUCUUUUGUCGUCUGUGACCACCAACGAUGUCGCUAUUCCCCAAUCGUGACCAUAGAUUUUAGCUCGUCCAAUUGUUCUUCGCCAACACUCUCUUCUAGGGCUUCCGAUUUCUCGUUUCGAGUGCGUAAUUUCCUCAAUUGGUUUGUCUCCUCGUGUUCUUCGUCCUCGAUGCUUUGAUCGAGCGAGCCUGCAGCUGUAGUUUGUUGGGCUUCGCGUGCUCUGAUCCUAGGGUUCUGAGCAAUCUUGUGAUUCGCUGAGGCGCAAGAUUUCUCGUAUAAUCUUCGGUGGGCUCAUAGAUUAGCAGAAUUGAGCUGAAACCCUCAUCUGGGUCGGUGUAAAAAUCGUAUAUUUUCUACAAGAUGGAAGAUGGGGAGCUCGAUUUCUCGAACCAAGAGGUGUUCUCGAACCCGGAGGCGUUCUCGAACUCGAUCGGCGAAGUGCCCAGUAGCAGUAGAUCGAUGGACAGCUUUCUCGAUGAGAUUUUCAAGGACGCGCAUGCAUGCACUCACACUCACACCUGCAACCCGUCCGGGCCUGACUCUUCGCACACCCACACGUGCUAUCAUGUCCACACGAAGAUCGUGCCCUCCUCGAGCGAGGAGAAAGCAGAUGACAGUGCGGAGUCGUCGGAGAAGAAGAAGCCAGCCGGUAAGAAGCGGCCGCUUGGAAACCGUGAGGCUGUGAGGAAGUACCGGGAGAAGAAGAAGGCCCGAGCUGCGUCCUUGGAGGAUGAAGUGGUGAGGCUGAGGGGCCUGAAUCAGCAGUUGCUGAGGAGGCUGCAGGGGCUGGCAGCUCUAGAAGCCGAGAAUGCGAGGCUAAAGUGUCUGCUUGUGGACAUUAGGGGUAGGAUCGAGGGGGAGAUUGGAUCUUUCCCGUAUCAGAAGACGGCGAACAUAGGGAAUAGUAGCAUGCCUCUUGGUAGUGGUGCUUAUAUGAUGAACCCGUGUAAUGUGCAGUGUGGGAAUGAGGUUUAUUGCCUUCACCCUGAUGGGAAGACUGGGGAUGGCGUGGGUAUAAAUGGACAGUUAUAUGGUGGAUGCGAGCUUGACAGCCAGUGUUUGGCAAAUCAAAACAAUAGUAAUUCAGGAUUGAAGGAGGUUCCGGGUUGUGGGGUGGCGGGAAUGGGGAAUGGAACAUCUAAUGCAUUAGGCAAUGGAACAUCUAAUGUAUUAUCCUCUGGUGGUGGGAAGAAGAAGAAAGGCGCAUCUAGUGCAGCAACAGUCUGCUGAAGAGCCAAAGUUUUGGUGUUACUACCAACCCGAGUACAUGUACCAUACCAAAUAAGUACUCUACGAGACCUGAUCUUUUUAUGUUUUUUUGUGCCUGGCUUGUUAGUUCUUGGGGCUGCCAUCGCUUGCUGUUCACAUGUAGCUUAACCUCAUGGGAUUUUGGACAAUCCUAGCGGGUGAUGUUCCAUGUACUUGUGACUUCUGGAAGCAUUUUCUGGAAAGGAAAAGCUCUAUGUCGUGUGUUUCAACUAUUAAGUGGGAGAAAUUGACAGGAAAUUUUCCGAUUACGUCCAGCAGAUCUAUUUCGUUCUUUCUGGUUUCCUCCUUGAAGAUCAGCAAACGAGGAGCUUUGUGUAACUUUUAUUUGGGUUUACCUGCUGUUAUGGAUUAGUUACCCUGUUAAUCGAACACCUUUCUUUCUC